This is a messenger RNA of Oppiella nova, 777 nucleotides long. Lineage: Eukaryota; Metazoa; Arthropoda; Arachnida; Sarcoptiformes; Oppiidae. The record is from the annotation of a GenBank genome assembly.
AUGGAGUUGUGUUCCAAUAGUCUUACGAAAAUUCUUGAACACAAACCACAAGUAUUUCACCGAAAACCUGAAGAACCCAUGAAUUCAAUCGAGUUUUACAUUUCUUGUCAUAUAUUCAAAGAGCUCUUAGAGUGCGUCCAGUAUUUGCAUGAAUUGGAUCCACCGGUCAUUCACCGGGACCUCAAACCCGACAAUAUAUUAGUGACACUAAACGUCACAAAUGGGCGGUAUUUUAAACUGGGUGACUUUGGUUUGGCGACAGUACACGACCGGAAUAUCCAUUCAAUGACUAAUAAUAAGCAUACGGGAGAUGUCGGCGACACUAGAUAUCAGGCGCCAGAAGUGGCUUAUUAUGCAAAAUAUGACCACAGGAUAGACAUCUAUAGUCUGUCCAAAAUCGGCGAAGAAAUCUUUGAUUUGAAUUUCAAUGACAAACUCACUAAUAACACUAAUAACGAAGUUCUAGGUAAACGUGUUCUUAAAUUACAAGACUUACUACAAUCCAUGGCAUAUUAUAACUGGGAUUACCCGCACAAACCCGGCCCUCACUGGACAGACAGACCCGAGUGCUCUCAAAGUUAUAUCGAAAGCAAUUUGAUUGACAACUUUAUUUCAUCGGCAAAUACACAGCAAUCAACUGAUGGCCUUUACAAUAAAGUGAGCUAUGCAUUAGACGGCGGCCGCGAACUCGGAGCUCAUGGACCUACCGGUCCCUCGAAUUUGUCUUAUUUUGAUGACCGCAUAAAGUACGGCACAUAUGAUGAGUACAAUCGUUGA